UGUCCGUGUCCCGGUGCUGCAGCUCCCGCCGCUCCGCUCCGCUCCGCUCCCCGGCCGGCCCGGCCCCGCCAUGGGCGGCGAGGCGGCGGGGUCCCGCUGACCGCCGGCAGCCCGGCCCCCCCCCCCCCCCCCCCCCCCCGGGACCCGGGCUCCGCUGAGCCCGGUUGCUCCGUCACCCGGUGCUCCGGGAACUCGGCUCCGCUGACCCCAGCUCCUCCGUAACCCGGUGCUCCGGCACCCCGGGAACCGCCCCCCCCCCCCCAGCACCCCAGCUUCCCGGGAACCCCCCUACUCCCAGCACCCCGUAUCGCCUCCCCAGCGCUCCAGCUCACCCCGUUCCCCCCCUAACUCAGCAUCCCCCCUCCCCUCGGCACCCCAGAACCCCAGCUCCCCGUUAACCCCAGUUCUCCCAGCGUCCCUGCUCCACGGUAGCUUGGCACCCCGGCUCCCCAGCGCCCCCGGGGACCGCGACCAUGGCGUUCAUGGUGAAGAGCAUGGUGGGGGGACAGCUGAAAAACCUGACGGGGGGCCUGGGCGGCGAGGAGAAGAGCGAGAGCGAGAAGUCUCCGGCCGAGGCGCAGGGCAUGACCCGUGAGGAGUACGAGGAAUAUCAGCGGCAGCUGGUGGAGGAGAAGAUGGAGAGAGAUGCCCAGUUUGCCCAGCGCAAGGCGGAGAGGGCCACGUUCCGGUCCCACUUUCGAGACAAGUACAGGCUCCCCAAGAACGAAACGGAUGACAACCAGAUCCAGCUGGUGGGAGGCGAUGUGGAGCUGCCCAAAGAGCUGGCCAAGAUGAUCGAGCAGGACAACGAGGAGGAGGAAGAGAAGAACUCGGUGAUCGGCCAGCUCAGCAACAUCCAGAACCUGGACCUUGACUCCUUGAAAGACAAAGCUUCGGCCACACUAGAGGACCUGAAGCAAUCGGCUGAGAAAUGCGCCGUGAUGUGACCCGGCUGAGCCCCCCUCUCCCCGUCAACGUGACGGUUGGGGAGAAGGGAGGGGAUGAAGCGAAGGGUCUGGCGGUGGCUGUUGCCUGCAGCGGGGACCCCACUGAUGUUGUCACCCUUGCCUUGUGUGAGUCGGGUCCUCUUCCGAGCCGUGAAGCCUCAAGUCCCUGACCCAGAUGUCCCUGCUGUGUGGUUUUUGUUUUGUUCUCCGGUCUGAGAUUACAGCAAAAAGCCAGCAUGUCCCCUCCAAUACCCCAACGCCUCCUCCUCUGCCCGUGGGUGUCUUUAGCGAGAGCUGGGGAGGGGGGUGGUUUGUAGGGAGGGAAAUCCCUGAGCGAUCUGAGAGCGCAGCUGAACCACGUCAGCAUGGGAAGGCAAAGGCUUUCCAAGCAGAGCGGUGCCCGUACACUGUGUCUCUGCCUACACAUUUCAACCGAGCCCCCCCAGAAGUGACAGGGAGGCCCCAGUUUUCUUGGCAAGGAUGAGGCACAAUGUGAAAUGCCCCCCUCCCCGCCCCCAGCCUGCAUCCCCUACCCAUCACACGAGAAAAACCAUCCCGUCCAUGCAAGAAAUACCAACCACUUUUCCCUUGAGGGUCCCCGCAAAGGAUCCAGCUGGGAAGGAGCCCCUUUAGCCCAGCAGGAAGGGGGGUGUUGAGGACCAGAGGAAUAAAGCCUGAAUUAAUUCCAGAGAGGAAUAAACCCCGAAUUAAUUCCAGAGAGGACUAACCCCCCUCCUCGGUGCUCAUUUGAACCUGCAGCAGCCCUUCCCCAGAGCGGCAGCGGCACACCCUCCUUCUCCCAGGGUGGGACCCACUCGUGUCCUUGUUCUUCCCAGGAGAAGAACAAAUUGAUAAGGGAAAACCUCCUCCUCUGUCGUGCUGUAGUUGUGCGCUGUGCUCAGCUGAGUGUCUCUCCACCUCCUGUACCGUCCCCGUGCCAUGGUACUGUUAUAACCAGUGGAAUAAAUACCAGGAGAUGUCUAUGCA
Tyto alba (common barn owl) is the source of this 1934-nucleotide messenger RNA. It is a transcript of the gene CPLX3, whose product is annotated as complexin 3. NCBI's taxonomy places the organism in Eukaryota, Metazoa, Chordata, Aves, Strigiformes, Tytonidae. Gene Ontology annotation, molecular function: syntaxin binding. The record is from RefSeq and is a predicted model, not a curated record. The coding region runs from base 474 to 947 and encodes 157 amino acids. Gene Ontology annotation, biological process: regulation of neurotransmitter secretion; neurotransmitter transport; synaptic vesicle exocytosis. Gene Ontology annotation, cellular component: terminal bouton; SNARE complex. The transcript is spliced from 3 exons.